UUGGUAUAAAAUAUAUUCAUUGAAAUUGACUGUUGUUUUGGUCAGCAAAACAAUUGAUGACUUUUAUUGACAUUAAUUAUAUGUAAAACAAUUGAGUCAUUGAUUGUUAUUAUAUAUAAAUAUAUUUGCGUUUAUAUAAUGAACCGAUUUAUUAAACAUACGUCACGUUAUAGUGGAAUAUUGAGCAAGUUAGUAGCAACCAGUGGUGUAUUGGGCGGCGCAUCCAUUGGUCUGUAUUAUGUGCUAAACGAGUCGGUAAAGGCGUCUGACCUCGAGUUACACCCGCCAUCAUAUCCGUGGCCACACAAUGGCUUUAUCAAGAGCUUGGAUCACUCGGCCAUUCGUCGCGGUUAUGAGGUUUACAAACAAGUGUGUGCCGCGUGUCACGGCAUGAAGUUUGUGGCCUAUAGAGAGCUGGUCGGUGUCUCGCACACGGAAGCCGAAGCCAAAGCUGAAGCCGCAGAAAUUCAAGUAUUGGACGGACCCGGAGAUGACGGCAAGAUGUUUUUACGAGAAGGCAAACUGUUUGAUCACUUCCCGAACCCAUACGCGAACGAGGAGACGGCCCGAUUGGCCAAUAACGGAGCACUGCCACCCGACCUUAGUCUCAUUGUACUGGCCCGACACGGCAACGAGGAUUACAUAUUUUCACUUUUGACCGGCUAUUGUGAUGCACCGGCCGGCGUACAGAUGUCUGAUGGCAUGCAUUUUAAUCCAUACUUUGCCAGCGGUGGUGGACAGACGGCUAUGGCUCAGGCACUUUAUAACGAAGCCAUUGAGUACUCAGACGGCACUCCGGCCACACAAUCACAAAUGGCCAAAGAUGUGGUGACUUUCUUGAGUUGGGCCGCACAGCCGGAACACGACCAGAGAAAGAAAAUGUCAAUCGAUGCGCUUCUCAUAUUAUUACCAUUGACUUUGAUGGUCUGGUAUUGGAAGCGACACAUGUGGUCACAAGUGAAAACCAGAAAAAUACUGUUCCGUCAGGAGAAACCACAGAAAAAAUCUUAACCACCAAACGAUUCAUAACUAUAUAUUAUGUUAUUAUUAAAUAAAUUGUAAGAGUAGUUAUUAUAUUUAAAUUUG
Messenger RNA from Oppia nitens, 1086 nucleotides. Its product is annotated as cytochrome c1, heme protein, mitochondrial-like. Gene Ontology annotation, molecular function: heme binding; electron transfer activity. The record is from RefSeq and is a predicted model, not a curated record. Bases 139 to 1011 code for a protein of 290 amino acids. NCBI's taxonomy places the organism in Eukaryota, Metazoa, Arthropoda, Arachnida, Sarcoptiformes, Oppiidae. Gene Ontology annotation, biological process: mitochondrial electron transport, ubiquinol to cytochrome c. The transcript is spliced from 3 exons.